AUGGGGAAUUGCAUGGUUGUAGAAGAGAAAGUGGUGAAGGUGAUGGGACCGGAUGGGAAGAUCCUGGAAUACACAUCACCAACCACAGUCCAGCAAGUACUGUCCGAUUCCCCGGGCCAAUUAGUCUGUGAUUAUCCAUCACUUCUGCAACAGCAGCAGAAAUUCUUGCCAGAAGUCAAGCUCGUGGGAGGUCGCUUGUAUUACCUCGUCCCUCUUCUGCCUUCAACACCAACAUCUGCACCACAGCUAGUUGUUAAGAAGCAGAAAGUGAGGUUUGCAGUUCCAGAAGGAGGAGAAUACGAAGGUAGAACGAAGAAUGAUAAAGUUGCUGUAAAAAGUGGAGGAGUGGUGAGAAUAAAGCUGGUGAUUACCAUGCAGAAGCUGGAGGAACUGCUGAAGAAAGAUUGA
This is a messenger RNA of Linum tenue, 408 nucleotides long. Lineage: Eukaryota; Viridiplantae; Streptophyta; Magnoliopsida; Malpighiales; Linaceae. The record is from the annotation of a GenBank genome assembly.